This is a messenger RNA of Leopardus geoffroyi (Geoffroy's cat), 1386 nucleotides long. RefSeq names its product retinoic acid receptor responder 2 (gene RARRES2). Gene Ontology annotation, molecular function: signaling receptor binding. The record is from RefSeq and is a predicted model, not a curated record. The coding region runs from base 770 to 1261 and encodes 163 amino acids. Lineage: Eukaryota; Metazoa; Chordata; Mammalia; Carnivora; Felidae. Gene Ontology annotation, biological process: regulation of lipid catabolic process; inflammatory response. The transcript has 6 exons.
AGAAGGGCAGCAGAGGCCCUGAAGCAGAGAGGAGGUGAGGAGGGGAGAGGGCCCCAGAGGCAGCUAGGUGAAAGGAGGGGCCACAGGGAGCAGCUCCAAGGGUGAGAUCUGUCAACCCAACUGUCCGUCUGUCCAUCCAUGAGCCUUUGCUAUAAGGCAACACCCUGGUAUCUUUCACCGAGGGGGCUUCUGUUUCCACAUCUGUAACCUUCUGGUUCUAAGACCGCCAGUACACCGGAGUUCUGGGGGUGGGUCCAUGCCUCAGGCAACCCCAGUCGUGGGCUGGGGUGGGCUGGGGGACAGGAUCAGAAGGGCUGGGAGAGGGGUGGUGGGGGAAGGCCCCAAAAAAGAAGUUAAAGGAGACUUCUGCCUAAAGAAGAAAGCCAUGGUAGGGCGGAGCUGAGACCCCGGUUUGGUUUCGGGGAUCAGGGCUACGUAGGGCCAAUGGCCACAGGCAGCCCCAGCACAGGGAGGGUUAAGCAUCCUCCGGGUUCCCACCCUGCUCUGGGCCCCUCCCUUGUGUUUACGUCCUCCCAAAAAUAUUCUGCCUCCAGCUGGCCUCCUUCUGUGUCCUGCCCCUCCCCCUUGAGUUAGCCUUGGGGGCCCGAGGGGGUGCCAGGGCCAGGGCUUCUAGGACUAGGAGGGAGCCAGCAGGCUCAGGCGUGCUGGGGCAGAAGCGGACCUGGAGAGGCUGAGCUGCAGGGCCCGGGCUGGUGGCUCCUCUGGCUGAACACACUCUCUGCAAGGCCAGGGUGACAGAGUUGAAGCCAUGUGGCAGCUGCUGAUCCCCGUGGCCCUGUGGCUGGGCAUGGUGGGCCUGGGCAGAGCAGAGCUCACGGCGGCCCAGCAGCGGGGCCUGCAGGUGGCCCUGGAAGAAUUCCACAAGCACCCGCCUGUUCAGUGGGCCUUCAAGGAGAUUGGCGUGGACAGUGCCACAGACACGCUCUUCCCUGCAGGGACCUUUGUGAGGCUGGAAUUUAAGCUCCAGCAGACGAGCUGCCGGAAGAAAGACUGGAAAAAAGCUGAGUGCAAAGUCAAGCCCAAUGGGAGGAAGCGGAAAUGCCUGGCCUGCAUCAAGCUGAACUCUGCCGACAAAGUCUUAGGCCGGAUGGUCCACUGCCCCAUACUCACGCAGGUCCAACGGGAGCCUGAGGAACAGCACGAGGGGCAGUGCAGCAGGGUGGAGCGUGCAGGAGAGGACCCCCACAGCUACUACUUCCCGGGACAAUUUGCCUUCUUCAAGGCCCUGCCCCCCAGCUGAGGCCUGCUGAAUUUUGUCCCGCUUCCCGGACAGCAGGAGGUAACCAGUGAAAGACCCACCUCCCAUCCCCGCGCCCAGGGAGGACGAUCCCAUUAUCCCCGAGCUAAUAAAACUGCUCUCCCAGA